AUCCGUCUUUUACGCUCCCCAUAACCUUCAUCCAUCUCCAUCAUCCUAACAACCACCACUUCUUUUUUUCCUUAAUUGCUACUAUGGGAAAACAGUGGCUGUUGUACAAGUUUACCAGUGACGGCGGCGCCGGUGGUGGUUGUCAUGGCACUGGAAAAUCCUCUUCCACCAGCAAGACGACAAAGGCCGCCGGAAAAUACUCAAGAAAAACAGCAGAUCAUGUACCCACUUCUUCUUCUUCCUCCUCCGGUGGUUGCAUGAGUGCCAUUUUUCACCUGUUUGAUAUUCAACAUCAUCAUUUUCCCUUUCAUCAACCUUCUUUCAUCUCCGACUCUUUUGUUAAUAUCCCUCAAGAAUCCAAUAUCAUCCACCCAGGUGUAGAAGCACCCAGGAACAGCUUGGAGUUAGACGAAGAAUUAGUUGCUUCAUCUUCAUCAUCAUCAUCAUCAAAACCUAAACAAGAAACAAACUUAAACAUCCCUAUGGGUGGAAUUCAAAUCAAAACAAAAAGAUCAAGACUGAUGAUGGAUGAUGUUUCUUCAGAAUGCAGCAGUUCUCCGAGUACAAAAACACCUAAUGUUGUCGCAAGAUUAAUGGGUCUCGAUCUUCUCCCAGAGAACUCAUCUCCUAGACCUUCUCUGUCAUCUCCUAGACCUUCGUCUUCCUCCUCUUAUGCAACUCCAUUAAACCCUCUUUCAAAGUUGUCCUCAAGCAAACAGCAAAGUACCCGUUCCUUGCCGGUGACACCGCGGAUAUCGACGGCAGCCAGACCGUCUACAGACGUCGACUAUCACCACCGGCUUUCUCUCCAAAUUAACAAAGAGAAUAGGAGGAGAUCGGAGAUGAUUCCUGUGAAUCGACGGGAUGAUGAGAGUAGCAGUGAAUAUGCUAAGCAGAUUGCAAAGCAGGUGAGGGAAAAUAUCAGUAAAAGAGUUGGUGUAGAUAUCACAAACACCAUGAAAAAGAAGGAAGAAAGAAGGGAUCAGUGUCUUGUGGUGUUGAAACCUAAAAGACGAUCAUUAUCGCCAUCGUCGUCAGCCACUUCAAAAGAAAAUGAACCACCGGUACUUUCUUGCUCAGCGAGGCUCAGACUGUUGGAGAUUAAGAACAACCUCAAGAAACCCAUUUCAAAUCCGCCAUUAACAACAUCCACGGAACUUACCAAAGCUCCAUCAUCGUCAUCAUCAAACACCAAACCGUUGAUGAUGAUGGAAGAUCUUGAGAAAGUACAACUGGUGAAGCAGGAUCAAACCCCAGUGAAAGUUCAAAAGUACAAGAAAAUUGCGAGUGAAAAGUAUGAUCUGAGAUUGAAAAAAAAGCACCAACAAGAGGAACCAUUUGUGAAGAAAUGCAACAACAACAACAACAAGAAGAAGUCAACUCCAUUAUCAAAUCGUCUUCUAAAUGUCAACACAACAACAAAGUUUAUUUCUUUCAAGAAAGACAUGGCGUCGUCGUCUCCGUCUUCAACAACAACAACAACAGCAUUACCUCAAAAACAAAAGAGCAUCCAACAGUUGCCUCGUUGUCAGAAUCGGUCAUACAAUACCAACGAGACGCACAAGCUCUCCGUCCAAGAUAACGUCAGUACUAGAGAAGACAACUAUUCAAACUGUAACGGUGUCGCCACCGCCAUCACCGGCGGUGGUUCGGUUUACGACGACGACGACUACUUUGAGUACAUUUCAAGAAUCCUCAGCCACUCCGGAAUUGAAAAAACCACGGCCAUCUCCGUCGCACAUUGGUACUCCCCUUCCCACCCUCUCCACCCUUCAAUCUUUCAUCACCUGGAAGAACUCCUCCAACCCACCGGCAACUUCCCCAACCGGAAGCUGAUAUUCGAGGUGGUAGACGAAGUUCUUGUGGAAAUCUUGAAACCUUACAUAAGUUUCAAACCAUGGGCUGCUGGAGGGUAUUCACAUCGAAUGUACGGAUGGGAACUGAUUGAAAUGAUACGCCGGAAAAUAAAGAGUUUUCCAGCAGCCGAUUGCCAAGUGCUGGAAGACAUAGAUGGGUUAAUAGCAGGUGAUCUGAGAAGCAGCACAAGGGCGGUGGGAGCGAUUGCGUUUGAAGAAGAGGCGGAGGAGCUGGUGAAGGAGAUGGAACGUGAGAUGGUGGAGACGUUGGUGGAUGAGAUGGCAAGGUCUGACGGAGGUCACGUGCAUGGUGGAUUCACGUGAUGAGAUGCCACUCGUGAUGGGGUGCACGUGAGUAAAAAAGGGAAAAAGAAAAUGGUCAAAAAGAGCUAGUGAUGAUAAUAUAUGUUAUCGAUGAUGUUUAAGCUUCAAGUUUUCUCUGUGUUUGUAAACAUAAUUAAGGUUUAAUCAA
Molecule: messenger RNA, 2328 nt
Organism: Cynara cardunculus var. scolymus (artichoke)
Lineage: Eukaryota; Viridiplantae; Streptophyta; Magnoliopsida; Asterales; Asteraceae
Exons: 4
Coding region: 84-2180 (698 amino acids)
Source: RefSeq, a predicted model, not a curated record